AUGGUAACCCUUCGAGCCGACGAAAUUAGUAAUAUUAUCCGUGAACGUAUUGAACAAUAUAAUAGAGAAGUAAAGAUUGUGAAUACCGGUACCGUACUUCAAGUAGGCGACGGCAUUGCUCGUAUUCAUGGUCUUGAUGAAGUAAUGGCAGGUGAAUUAGUAGAAUUUGAAGAGGGUACAAUAGGCAUUGCUCUGAACUUGGAAUCCAAUAAUGUUGGCGUUGUAUUAAUGGGUGAUGGUUUGAUGAUACAAGAGGGAAGUUCUGUAAAAGCAACAGGAAGAAUUGCUCAGAUACCUGUGAGUGAGGCUUAUUUGGGUCGUGUUAUAAAUGCUUUGGCUACACCUAUUGAUGGGAGAGGGGAAAUUUCAGCUUCUGAAUCUCGGUUAAUUGAAUCCCCUGCCCCCGGUAUUAUUUCGAGACGUUCUGUAUAUGAGCCCCUUCAAACAGGGCUUAUUGCUAUUGAUUCGAUGAUCCCUAUAGGACGCGGUCAGCGAGAAUUAAUUAUUGGGGACAGACAGACCGGCAAAACAGCAGUAGCCACAGAUACGAUUCUCAAUCAAAAAGGGCAAAAUGUAAUAUGUGUUUAUGUAGCUAUCGGUCAAAAAGCAUCUUCUGUGGCUCAGGUAGUGACUACUUUCCAGGAGCGAGGGGCCAUGGAAUACACUAUUGUCGUAGCUGAAACGGCGGAUUCACCUGCUACAUUACAAUACCUCGCCCCUUAUACGGGAGCAGCUUUGGCUGAAUAUUUUAUGUACCGUGAACGACAUACUUUAAUAAUUUAUGAUGAUCUCUCCAAACAGGCACAAGCUUAUCGCCAAAUGUCUCUUCUAUUAAGAAGACCUCCCGGUCGUGAAGCUUAUCCAGGAGAUGUUUUUUAUUUGCAUUCACGCCUUUUGGAAAGAGCCGCUAAAUCAAGUUCUAGUUUAGGUGAAGGAAGUAUGACUGCUUUACCAAUAGUUGAGACUCAAUCUGGAGACGUUUCAGCUUAUAUUCCUACUAAUGUAAUUUCCAUUACAGAUGGACAAAUAUUCUUAUCCGCCGAUCUAUUCAAUGCUGGAAUCCGACCUGCUAUUAAUGUGGGUAUUUCUGUUUCCAGAGUAGGAUCCGCAGCUCAAAUUAAAGCCAUGAAACAGGUAGCUGGCAAAUCAAAAUUGGAACUAGCGCAAUUCGCAGAGUUAGAAGCCUUUGCACAAUUUGCUUCUGAUCUCGAUAAAGCUACUCAGAAUCAAUUGGCAAGAGGUCAACGAUUACGUGAGUUGCUUAAACAAUCCCAAUCAGACCCUCUCACGGUGGAAGAGCAGAUAGCUACUAUUUAUACCGGAGCGAAUGGAUAUCUUGAUCCGUUAGAAAUUGGACAGGUAAAGAAAUUUCUUGUUCAGUUACGUACUUACUUAAAAAAGAAUAAACCUCAAUUCCAAGAAAUUCUAUCUUCUACCAAGACAUUCACCGAGCAAGCAGAAGCCGUUUUGAAGGAAGCUAUUCAGGAACAGAUCGAACUAUUUCUACUUCAGGAACAACCAUAA
Molecule: messenger RNA, 1524 nt
Organism: Ananas comosus (pineapple)
Lineage: Eukaryota; Viridiplantae; Streptophyta; Magnoliopsida; Poales; Bromeliaceae
Source: the annotation of a RefSeq genome assembly